GUUUAGCUGUUUUAGUUUUUGAUUUUGGUGUAAAUUAAUUACUUCGUAGCAAAAGUUUUAUAGGUUUUUCGUGUCUCAAAAUAUAAAAAAUUCAGUUAUGAAUCGUAGACGAGCUCAUGAAGAGGAAGAUGGCUACGAACGGCUACAUAGAAAAAGACGUCGUGUAUCUGAAAAUCAAGAGAUCGAGGACAGAUUGGAGUCGCUUAUUCUGAGAGUGGGUGAGAAGAGUAGCUCCAGCUUAGAAAGUAACUUAGAGGGUCUAGCCAGCGUCCUAGAAGCUGAUUUGAGUACGUUUCGUGGCAAGAUACUUCGUAUUUUAACCGACUGUGCUAUUCGGAUGCCCGAAAAGUGUACCAUCUAUGCCACGCUAGUUGGUCUGCUCAACGCGAAGAAUUACAAUUUCGGCGGCGAAUUUGUCGACUACAUAGUGAAGACGUUCAAAGAAAAUCUCAAAUCCAGCAAGUGGAACGCCGCAAGAUAUUGCUUGAGGUUCAUUUCAGAUUUGGUAAACUGUCAUGUGCUAGCAGCUUCGUCUCUUUUGACCUUGUUGGAGACUCUAGUCGAUUGUGCAAACGAGGACAGCGUGCCACAAGUGCGUAGGGAUUGGUUCGUAUUCGCAGUUCUAUCCACUCUUCCUUGGGUGGGGAGAGAAUUGUAUGAAAAGAAGGAAUCUCAAUUGGACCACUUGCUUGUUACUAUUGAAGUUUUCUUGAACAAGCGCAGCAAAAAGCACUGGCCAGCACUUAAAGUGUGGUCCACGGAUUCUCCCCAUCUUCAGGAGGAAUAUUUAGACUGCCUGUGGGCUCAAAUAAAGAAGCUGAGGCAAGACAACUGGUCCGAAAAACACAUCCCUCGUCCAUAUCUUGCUUUUGACUCAAUCCUUUGUGAAGCUUUGCAACACACAUUGCCAACUAUUCAGCCUCCCCCUCACAAUGAUGGAGAUGUAUACCCAAUGCCGAGAGUGGUAUUCCGGAUGUUUGACUACACCGACUGUCCAGACGGCCCAGUUCUACCUGGUGCUCAUUCAAUUGAGAGAUUUCUCAUUGAAGAGCAUCUUCAUAAUAUAAUAGAAGCCUACCACUUGGAAAGGAAAGAGUGCGCAGCCCAGCUUCUAUGCUUUCCGUACAAAGCCAAGAUACCGUUAGAAUACUGUAUUGUGGAGGUAAUUUUUGCGGAGCUGUUCAAUUUGCCACGGCCAAGAUAUCUUGAGAUCUGUUAUGGCUCAAUACUCAUUGAGCUGUGUAAGCUGCAACCAUCCAGCAUGCCGCAGGUGUUGGCUCAAGCUACUGAAAUCUUGUUCAUGAGAAUUGAUUCCAUGAAUGUAGCUUGCUUUGAUAGGUUUGUGAAUUGGUUUGCAUACCACCUGAGUAACUUCCAGUACCGCUGGUCAUGGGAAGACUGGGAGGGGUGCGCUCAGCUGGACCCCGAUCAUCCGAAACCUAGAUUCAUUAAGGAGGUCCUCGGAAAGUGUCUGAGGUUGUCCUACCACCAACGCAUAAAGGACAUGAUUCCUGAAUCCCUGGCUGCUUUUGUACCACCAAAACCUGAACCUAUUUACAAGUACUCAAUGGAGGGUGCAGCUGCGCUCCCCGGCACGGAAGCUGCUCACAAGCUCGUCGUCUGCGUCCGCAACAAGUGCUCCCCUGAGGAGGCCCUUAACGUCCUCCGAGACCUCCCCAACCCCCUGCGCGAGGGGGACGCGGCUGCCCACGCCGCAUACAACCCCCUGAAGAUUGACGUCUUCGUCCAGACACUACUGAACCUGGGCAGCAAGAGCAUAUCACACAGCUUCGCAGCUAUAUCCAAGUUUCAUUAUGUUUUCAAGAUCCUAGCGGACUCCGAGGAAGCACAGAUCUGCGUGCUGCGCAACGUGUGGGAGUUAUGGCAGCGGCAUUCACAGAUGGUGUGCGUUUUAGUGGACAAGAUGCUGAAGACGCAAAUCGUGGAGUGUAGCGCCGUCGCCACGUGGCUGUUCAGCAAGGACAUGGCGCCGCACUUCACCAGCUCCCACCUGUGGGAGAUCCUCCACCUGACCAUAGACAAGAUGAACAAGCACGUCACCAAGCUGAGUAAAGAAUUACAAGAGGCUCGAGAGGCGCUGGCCAGAGCGGACUCCAGUAGUUCCGACUCCGAAGACGAGACUGGAACCAAGAAGAAGAAGGACCAAGACAAGCCUACUGAAGAGGCGGUGGAGCGUAUGGAGGAGCGUUUAGAGCUGGCGCACACGGACCAGAAGCGGUUGUUCCUCAUCGUGUUCCAGCGGUUCAUCAUGAUCCUGUCGGAGCACCUGGUGCGCGCGGACACGGACGCGCGCGACCCCCACACCCACUGGUACCGGUCGACGCGCGCGCGCCUCGCCCAGGUCUUCCUGCUGCACCACGAGCAAGUGGCGAAGUACAGCAGCACGUUGGAGACGCUGCUGUUCACGCAGGACCUGGACCCGCACAUCCUCGACGUGUUCCACCAGUUCCUCGCGCUCACCACCUAAACAUCGUGUAUAUUUUAAAGUGUAACAUCAUUUCCGUUUAUAGCGUAAACCCACUCAAUAGUACUACAAAUUAAUACGUCUUACGUGUAGCUUUCUUCUAAUAUGGACAUACAUUGUCAUCAAAGUACCAUUGAGGAAAUUGAUUUCUAGGCAGCUGACGGACUACGUCAUUUGGUCGGAUUAUGUCAAUUCAAUUAGCUGUGACUUGUAAGCGUCGAUAUCGGAUGAAUUUGACACAACGCGACUAAAAUACGUACCUAGUUCGGCUAUCUACCUAGGAAUCAACUUCUUUGAUAUUGAUUCCUAGGCAGUUGACAGA
Molecule: messenger RNA, 2807 nt
Organism: Aricia agestis (brown argus)
Lineage: Eukaryota; Metazoa; Arthropoda; Insecta; Lepidoptera; Lycaenidae
Gene: Cbp80
Product: nuclear cap-binding protein subunit 1
Exons: 10
Coding region: 98-2488 (796 amino acids)
Biological process (GO): mRNA export from nucleus; nuclear-transcribed mRNA catabolic process, nonsense-mediated decay
Cellular component (GO): nuclear cap binding complex; nucleus
Molecular function (GO): RNA cap binding; protein binding; mRNA binding
Source: RefSeq, a predicted model, not a curated record